Molecule: messenger RNA, 816 nt
Organism: Ilyonectria robusta
Lineage: Eukaryota; Fungi; Ascomycota; Sordariomycetes; Hypocreales; Nectriaceae
Product: SGNH hydrolase-type esterase domain-containing protein
Exons: 1
Coding region: 1-816 (271 amino acids)
Molecular function (GO): hydrolase activity, acting on ester bonds
Source: RefSeq, a predicted model, not a curated record
AUGAAGUUCUCUCUAUCGACCCUUUCUCCCCUGGUGCUCGGCGCCCUGCAGGUUGCAGCUGCGCCUGCGCCCGACUCGGUCAACCUGGCACCCCGAGCCACGCCAACCGUCUACUUCUGCGGCGACAGCACCAUGGCCAAGAACGGCGCGAAUGACGGCAGCACCGACGGCUGGGGCAACUACAUCGGCAACUACCUGACAGUCACGGCCGUUAACAAGGCCAUUGGCGGCCGUUCGGCUCGCUCGUACUGGAACGAGGGCCGGUUCCAGGCCGUUGCGGACCUCGUCACCUCGGGAGAUAUCGUCGUCAUUGAGUUUGGACACAAUGACGGUGGCACACCUACGUCGAACGACAACAAGCGCUCUGACUGCCCGGGAGCCGGCACUGAGACGUGCAUCUCAGACGUGACAGGCGAGACUGUCUACACCUUCGUCUACUAUGUCAUCCAGGCGUCUAAGCUCAUGACGGCCAAGGGAGCGACUGUCAUCCUCAGCUCACAGACACCUAACAACCAGUGGGAGACGGGUACUUUCGGUGGAGCCGCGCCUCGCUUCGUGGGCUACCAGAAGACGGCCGCGAAUGCCAUCGCCAGUUCCGCCGUUACUUUCGUCGACCACUUCCAGGCCGUCAGCAAGAUGAACCUCAAGCUCGGCAGCUCGGCCGUCAACGCCUUGUUCCCUAACGACCACACCCACACCAGCCCCGAAGGCGCCAAGCUUGCCGCCCAGGCCUUCGUCCAGGCUAUUUACCAGAAGAUGAACGGCACCACUAGCUUGACCUCUUACAUCAAGACACCUAUCACAACUGUGUACUAG